Molecule: messenger RNA, 2100 nt
Organism: Pteropus alecto (black flying fox)
Lineage: Eukaryota; Metazoa; Chordata; Mammalia; Chiroptera; Pteropodidae
Gene: TPM4
Product: tropomyosin 4
Exons: 9
Coding region: 16-870 (284 amino acids)
Biological process (GO): muscle contraction; actin filament organization
Cellular component (GO): actin filament
Molecular function (GO): actin filament binding
Source: RefSeq, a predicted model, not a curated record
CCUCUCAGCCCAGCCAUGGAGGCCAUCAAGAAGAAGAUGCAAAUGCUGAAGCUGGACAAGGAGAACGCCAUCGACCGGGCAGAGCAGGCGGAGUCAGAUAAGAAAGCUGCUGAGGAGAAGUGCAAGCAGGUGGAGGAGGAGCUGACGCACCUCCAGAAGAAACUGAAGGGGACGGAGGACGAGCUGGACAAGUACUCGGAGAACCUGAAAGACGCGCAGGAGAAGCUGGAGCUGACUGAGAAGAAGGCCUCGGACGCUGAAGGGGAUGUGGCAGCUCUCAAUAGACGCAUCCAGCUCGUGGAGGAGGAGUUGGACAGAGCUCAAGAACGACUAGCCACAGCCCUGCAGAAGCUGGAGGAAGCAGAAAAGGCUGCUGAUGAAAGCGAGAGAGGAAUGAAGGUGAUAGAAAACCGGGCCAUGAAAGAUGAGGAGAAGAUGGAGAUCCAAGAGUUGCAGCUCAAAGAGGCCAAGCACAUUGCAGAGGAGGCCGACCGCAAAUACGAGGAGGUAGCUCGUAAGUUGGUCAUCCUGGAGGGUGAGCUGGAGAGGGCGGAGGAGCGUGCCGAGGUGUCUGAAGUAAAAUGUGGUGACCUGGAAGAAGAACUCAAGAAUGUCACUAACAACCUGAAGUCACUGGAGGCUGCCUCUGAAAAGUAUUCUGAAAAGGAGGAUAAAUAUGAAGAAGAAAUUAAACUUCUGUCUGACAAACUGAAAGAGGCUGAGACCCGUGCUGAAUUUGCAGAGCGAACGGUGGCAAAACUGGAAAAGUCAAUUGAUGACCUGGAAGAAAAACUUGCCCAGGCCAAAGAAGAGAACGUGGGCUUACAUCAGACACUGGAUCAGACACUAAAUGAACUUAACUGUAUAUAACCAAAACAGAAGAGUCGUGUUCCAACAGACGUUCCAGACCUCUGUGUCUUUCUCUUCUCUUGUAAGAAGUUUCUUUUGUUACUGUAUCUGCGCUUUGCUGGAAAUGUCAAGCAAAUUAUGAAUAUGUGACCAAAUAUUUUGUAUCAGAGAAGCUUUGAGUACCAGUUAAAUUUAAUUCCUUCCUUUCUUUUCAAAUGGCACCAGCUUUUUCAGCUCUAUUUUUAUCCUUAAAUUGCAUUUAUUCCUAAGGUAGGCAGGGUGUCGACUAUUGAACAUAGUAUCUUAAGACUGAGGGCAUUUGGUUUCUGUGCAGUUAGACAACCGCACACUUUCAAAACACAGACUCCAAUAUCUAGUCACUGGUCAAUUUAAAAGGUUCAAGAAUAGAACCUCUGGGCCACUGUCAGAUACACUAUGGGAGGCCAUCACAUUAAAAUAGGUGAGGGUUUUCCAUCCAGAGCAAGGUGGGGUGCUAUUGUAGGAAACCAUAAACCACAGAUAGGUCAAUCUAAUCAUUCUGGCUCUUUUCCACAUUCUACCAUUCAGAACAAACAUCCUCCGAGUGGUCAGCAUGAGAAUGCUUGGGAAAUAGUCAUAAUAUUUGCUCUGAUAUGAGGCCAUCCACUCAGUAGGAACAAAUAUGGUAGAUUUUAGUCUUGUUCAGGGAAGCCACAGUGAAGACUGCUCGCCAUCAAUAAUUUGAGCAAGAAUGCUUUUCUAUUAAUAAAUAUUGGGCAGAAGGGGCCUCUCUGGCAGCAGAGGUAAAGUAACUGGCCUAACUUCAUUUCUUCUGGACUUCAGGGAAUGAUAAAUUGAAGAUUUACAUAUCUAGGACUUUAAUUCCUUCUUCAGGACCAAGUUAAUAAAAGACCAGGAAACUCCUGAUUAAACUGGAUAUGGAGUAUUUUUGUAGACAAACAGCUGCACAUUUUGGCUUUGUUAGAUUCUUAUUUCUCAGUUAACAUCUCAGAGCUGAAACAUUCCAUAUUCCCCAGCAGUGUGGGGGGCCAACUCAAGUUUACAAUUCUGACUGAAAAUCACCCUGCUUCUAGCUUUAUCCUCCUCUGUCCCUCACUCCUAUUUAUUAUGCAUCACACUACCUAGGAGAUACACUAGCAAAUCGUGCAAUUGAAUAAAACCCACUUUCAUUUAGAUUCUUGCGACUGUAUCAUAUGUAAUAGUUUCACUUUUUCUACAUUUUGGUCAAAUAAAUUUUUACAUAAACUAAAA